UUACGAAAUGUGAAGGCGUGGAGUUCGUCAAGAAAUAUCCGCACAAAUACUCAGUUUUAAACUGAUUUUAGGGGUAAAUUAGUUACUCCGUUUGAGAUAUUUUCCAGCUAGGACAUCAACUUUGCUAGGUAGCUAUACCUGAACUGGCGCAAAGUUGGAACAACAAUACGACUGACACGACGAGUGAGUGAAAAAAGCUACAGACAGUACACCGGCGUGACAGGAGCAAAAAAAAGCAGGCCUGAAAUCGACAUAAUUGGGACAGUUAAUUUUUGCUUUUUAUAUUUGGCAACAUCUAGAUGAGGAAUCGGUGCGGGAAAGUCAAGCAAAACUGGAAUAAGAGCUACGCGAAUACGCAUUCAGGCUCGAAGGCUAACUGACAGUGAGAAGCUAACGCGCUAAUAUUAAAGACAGAGCUAACAGCCACAAAACAGUAGACAGGCCUCCAUUACCUUCUUUGCCCAUGGACUCCCUCAACGCCCUGUCCACCUUCGAGUCGGAGAUGGAGGAGGAUGGGUCAGGCAGCUACUCUUUGUUUCCAGCUCUCGACAACAUGGCUGGUCUGACGGGGACCUCGGAGACCCUGGAGACCGAACCACCAAGCGAGGUCACGGAGAAGCCAAACCUCACAUGGCUCGACGCUGCGCAGAUUGUCCUGGAGGAAGCGGGCCGGCCCAUGCAUAUUAAAGAGAUCAAACAGAGGAUUAUCGACAGAGGCUUGGUCCAGUCAAAUGCAAAGUCCAGUCUUGAAGCUGUGAUGUAUCGUGAGACUCAGAAAGGGAGCAAGCGAUUCAAGAGGAUUGAGAACAGAAAUGGAGUCUUUGCCCUCUUGACAGAUGACGAGAGACAGCAGGCCCUGCGUCCAUUCAGCAGCCAGGCUUUCCUAAGCUCCCCAGCCCAGGCUGCCUUCUCCAGCUCCAGCUCUGGGGCGUCACUGCCCACCUUCCCGCGGCCACCCGGCCUUGUUGAACCCAGGCCCAGAGCCAAGAAGAUCCAACGCAAGAACCAGAACGAGAAAUACCGGCUCAAAUACCUCCGACUGCGCAAGGCGGCCCGCGCCAUGAUAUUUGAGAACGCUGCGCUUUGUGAUGAAGUGGCUCAUCUGGAGGAGAAGUUUGUGAGAGCAAAAGAAGAGCGGCGGUUUUUGCUGAAGACCCUCCUGCAGUACCAAUCACUGCCAGAGGGGGAGCUUCUCUCUGCUCCCAGCACCAGCUCUAAUACUACAGCUGCUUUUGCAUCCAACUCGGUUGGGGCCUCCCUUCUCGGAGGGGUCCACAGUCUUGGGCCCAGUAGUUCUGGGGCUGAUGAAGGCCUUCCCAAAAAGCCCAAGAAAGAACGCAAGGAGAGAGGCCGGGAGAAUGGAAAAGAAGAUGUCAUGAAAAAGGUAUCAAAGAAGAGGAAGGUUCUGGAAGGUGGGGCCCGCAGGCUGGUCCAACAGAUCCCUCUGGACUCUUCUGGACGGCCCGUCUUCCCUAUUGUACUGGGAGGUCUCACCGUCCAUAGCCUGGGGGAGAUUAUUACAGACAGGCCGCACUUCCACGACGAGAACGCCAUCUACCCAGUGGGCUUCUGCAGCACACGUGUGUUUGCCAGCAUGAAUAAUCCGGAUCAGCAGUGCCUGUAUACAUGUCAGAUAAAGGACGGAGGGUGUGGCCCACAGUUUGAGAUCGCUCCUGAGGAUGACCCCCAGGAUGCUAUCGUGGCCUCCUCAGCCCUGACAUGCCAUACCAACCUGCUGAAGGCCAUUGCAGCCAAGAGGGGUAGGCCCCUGUCUCCCAUUGUACCUUCAGGGGCUGAUUUCUUUGGCUUCUCACACCCCACCAUCCAGAAUCUGAUCCAGAGCUGCCAAGGGGCACGCAAGUGUGCCAAUUACCGCUGGGUGCGCUUUGAGGUCGCUCGCCCUAGUGAUGGACAGCUGCCGUCCAGCCUGUCAGAGGACGACGCGUCCAUCAACUUCGAUGCCUUCCAGCGGCAGAUGAGGAAUGAGGAUGUGACAGCAGCGGCAGCAGAGCACAGUAUAGCAGCAGCGCGGCUUUGCUCCGGUAUGGACAGCCUGCCCAUGGGGAACCCCACCCUAACAGGCAAGAGAAAUGAGGUGGAUGGUUUCACCACCUACAGGAUUCAGUCACCAGGGCGUCCAACGCAAGCUGCUCUCGCUUCGCACCCACGUCUCCUCAGCUCACCCCCGCUGCAGUCCUCAGCCUCUCACUUUAGCAGCUCUUGAGCUCCAGCUGUUCAAUCCCGGCAGGAUAUUUGCACAAGCUCUGUUCCCUCUGUCUCAGGUCUUCCACAGAACAUGCCAUAUGUUGCAGUGGCACAGGUGAGAUGGAGCGGAUGUAGAAACUAAUGCCAAAACCCAACACCUUACAAGGAAGACCGAAUCAUGACCAACACUUAGAACCAAAUGAAACUGAGGUGAAAUUAGAUGACUUUUCAGUAAAUAAAUUUAGGCCUUUAGUGCCAUCUAGCGGUCAACGUUACAUCGAUGACCUGCUCCAGUAAAGGACCUGUGUAACUUGGAUUGUGAAGAACAUGAGGAUAAACUACUGUGUGUUCUUAAGCAGUAAAAUGACUAAUAACGAAAACUCAAGUGUUAUGUUUCAUUGCUCAUCAUGUUUUAAACCAGGUUCAAUACAACAAUGUGUUUUAACAGAUUGUCAGACUUAGAAUAUUUACAGGCUGGCAUCA
Messenger RNA from Scleropages formosus (Asian bonytongue), 2688 nucleotides. RefSeq names its product transforming growth factor beta regulator 1 (gene fyrd1). Gene Ontology annotation, cellular component: nucleus. The record is from RefSeq and is a predicted model, not a curated record. NCBI's taxonomy places the organism in Eukaryota, Metazoa, Chordata, Actinopteri, Osteoglossiformes, Osteoglossidae. The transcript has 16 exons. The coding region runs from base 464 to 2224 and encodes 586 amino acids. Gene Ontology annotation, biological process: regulation of cell cycle; regulation of DNA-templated transcription.